Messenger RNA from Tuber aestivum (summer truffle), 904 nucleotides. Lineage: Eukaryota; Fungi; Ascomycota; Pezizomycetes; Pezizales; Tuberaceae. The record is from the annotation of a GenBank genome assembly.
AUGAACGCCAUUGUCCAAAAAUCUUUCGAUAAUCUCGAAACUUCGCUGGCAACUCUCAUAGAAUCAGUUGCAUCCUACAAUCCCUCCCCAGCUGCUGCACGCGCUGUAAUUGCAGCGGACGACGGCCUGGUAGAGAGCCUUGAUCAGCGUCCGUACCUAACGCCAUUCCACCAGGAUGAAGACAAAACUAACAGGACGGGGAGGCAGUCGGCGAGCACCAGCAUGGCUACCAAAAGAUUCUAGCCCUUCGCGAGGUGUCUGAAGCACUGGAUAAGCAGUUGACGGAAUUGCUUGAGGGGUUAUCCGAGGCCAGGAAGGAGCUAUCGAAUGUUCCUGGGACGGUGUUUGAGGAAUCGCAUGGUGCUGUCAACCCCCCCCUCGCUUCGUCGCCAUACUGACCGAGCUCCCCUCCCUGAUAUUAUUAGAGGUCCCAUAUGACGAGCUCCUAACCUACGCUCGCAAAAUCUCUAAAUAUACCCGCCCCCCGCAAUCGUCAAAGUUCACACAAGCCGACGCUAGCGGUAGCGGCCGUGAUAAGCCAGAGCAGAAUGACGGCGAGGCCUCCCAGCAAUCGCAGAGAUCGCUCCCGCUGGGACUUUCGGAAGAGGACGUUUCGGCGCUUGACCCAUCGUCGCAGCUGCAGUUCACGCCGUGGCCGAGCGAGGAGGUGAUGAAGCGUGGGGCGCUCUCGCAGAUGGGGUAUGAGGAGGAACUGAAAGCCAAAGGGUUACCGUUGCCGGUUAUGGCUCCUGUUGCGAAUGGCCAGAGGCAAGGGGAUAAUCGGGGCCCAGUGGAGAGUUCGAUGGAGACCACCGUAGUGGCGCCAGUGCAGGUUGCUGCUGCGCAGAACCACCGGCCGGCUCAGAAGGUGGAAUUGGAUUUGUUUAACCCUGAUGAUGAAUGA